Mercurialis annua (annual mercury) is the source of this 1588-nucleotide messenger RNA. RefSeq names its product suppressor protein SRP40. Gene Ontology annotation, cellular component: CCR4-NOT complex. Gene Ontology annotation, biological process: protein ubiquitination. Gene Ontology annotation, molecular function: ubiquitin-protein transferase activity. Lineage: Eukaryota; Viridiplantae; Streptophyta; Magnoliopsida; Malpighiales; Euphorbiaceae. The transcript is spliced from 3 exons. The record is from RefSeq and is a predicted model, not a curated record. The coding region runs from base 257 to 1300 and encodes 347 amino acids.
AUAUCUGUGAAAAUUAAAGAGCGAGCGGAGCAGAGGAGUUUCCGUUAUCCAUUUUCUUUCUCUCUCAUUGUAUUUCUUAUCUGUCCUUUCUCUCUCUAGAACUUUUUUUUACCAAUUUUUCUCCCCAAAAAUCACAUUAAAAUUUAGGGUUUUUGCAUUGUUUAUCUGUCUAGGUUUUCCUUAUCGGAAUUUGAAUAUCCGGUGAUUUUUUCUUCUCCUUCUCCGUCGAAUUCAAAUAAUUUGGUGUUUUGCAGCCAUGGUUUCUGAUAUGUCAGUUCCUUCUGCUGCUGCUGCUUCGAAGGAUUUUGGAAAGAAGAAACGAGCGAACAGGUCAGCCAAAUUGAAGCAGUGCAAACUUGAUGCUCGUCGCGAGCAAUGGCUUUCUCAAGGUGCAGCAGUGAAGAACAGAGUUGAAACGCAACAGGUGUUGUCCGCGUGUGAGAAUGAGAAUCAGAGGAGGAAGAAUUUGAAAGUGAUGGAGAAUUUUGAGAUGAGGCAAAGAAAAGGAAGUGAAGAGGAGGAGAAAGAGAAUAAAAAUGGGUCGAUUUAUCAUGAUUUUGAUAUGGAUUCACCUUCUAAUAGUCCAACAAGCAGCAGCAGCAGCAGUAGCGUACUCAGCGCGACUGAUGGUGGUACUAAUUUUUCGGGUUCCUCCUCGUCUUCCUCCUCGAGCAGCAGCAGUAGUAUAAGCAGUGGUGGGUGUUACUCUGGUUGUAUUACAGAGGAAGAAGAAGGGGAUGAUUGUUGCCUGGAUGAUUGGGAGGCUGUUGCUGAUGCACUAGCUGCUGAUGAUGUUAGCAAGCAAGAAGUUCAGCUCGAGCCUACUGGUUUAUCAAAUGCUGAGCUGGACGAUUCAGUUUCUACCCAUGAGGAGUUGAAGCAAGACAGUGAAGCAACACCUACGAGACUGGCUUCUGGCAGGGCGUGGAGACCAGAUGAUGCGUUUCGCCCCCAGAGUUUGCCUAAUUUGUCAAAGCAGCGGAGCUUUCCAAAUGCGGAGAGGUGCUACGGACAGCAUGGUGGUGGCAUUCCAUGGUGCUAUGCAAAUGUUGCUAAUGUGCCUUCUUCAUGUCCUAUAUGUUGCGAGGAGUUAGACGGAACUGAUGCUAGUUUUUUGCCUUGCCUUUGCGGGUUUCGGCUUUGUCUUUUCUGCUAUAAUAGAAUUCGACAGGCUGAUGGGCGCUGUCCGGGUUGCAGGAAGAAUUACGAGGAAAAUCCUGUGCAAUCUGAGCUCAGUGAUAAUGAAGGUUGCAUGACUUUCAGGUUGCCGCGCUCUUACAGCAUGAUUGCGAGGUCAUAGGAGGAUAUCGCUCUGUUUUUGUUGAAUUCUGUAUGUUGGGUCUAUCUCUCUCUUCUGUUAGCAUGUCUUGCUUGUUCUGUUUUAGUCAUAGACUGAUUAGUAUAUCUUCUAGUUGUGGGUAUAGCUGGCUAUGUCUUUCAGCACCUGGAAAUGAUAAUCUUUCCUAUGAGCUUGGUUGUUAUCUGAAUGGUGCAUAUGUUGAUGUAGCAACUCAGUAUUUGGUAUGUGAAUAGAUAAGGUGGUAUAGAAAAACACUAAAAUGAUAAUGAUACAAUGUGUUCGCUUUUA